AUGUCAAUUAUUACAGAGACAAGAGUCCAAUAUAAAAAGCCUGAUAUUUGUGGCUUUGAUAAAAUAAAGCAAACAAUUAUUUUAAUUGAGGUGAGCAUUACAUCACAAAACAGCCUCCAAGAAGUCGAAAUCGAGAAAUUCCAUGAAUAUGAUAUGACGUAUUGGCAGAUGAACUGUCAAUACUUUAUGAUGCAGGUGAAAACUAUUCCGGUGGGUUUGAAGUGGGACGGAGUUGUCUCGAAAUGCUUUACAUAUUACAUGGAUAAAAUAACCAUUGAAAAAACAACAAAAGUUACAUCCAAUUUUUUACUGAAAAGAACUCUUGAAAUAAUUGACAAUCGAGAAUGCUGCCUCGAGAUCCUCGACACUGCCGGGACCGAACAAUUUUAUAGUGUCUAUGAGAUGUACAUGAGGAAGGGAGAUGGAUUUCUACUGGUCUACUCAUUGGCAGAACCACAGACCUUUGAAUGGGCUCAAUCUCUUUACUCCCGAAUCCAGCAAUAUCACAGUCCUAAAACUAUGCCAGUUGUUAUAGUCGGGAAUAAAUGUGACCUUAAAUCAUCAUGGAAGAUUCCAGAUACUCUCAAUGUUCCUGUUUUUGAAACUUCAGCAAAAACAGCUCAGAAUGUCGAUAGGGUUGAUCUGGCUUGUUGA
This is a messenger RNA of Octopus sinensis (East Asian common octopus), 654 nucleotides long. Its product is annotated as ras-related protein Rap-2a-like. NCBI's taxonomy places the organism in Eukaryota, Metazoa, Mollusca, Cephalopoda, Octopoda, Octopodidae. The transcript is spliced from 2 exons. Gene Ontology annotation, molecular function: GTPase activity; GTP binding; GDP binding. Gene Ontology annotation, cellular component: plasma membrane. The record is from RefSeq and is a predicted model, not a curated record. Gene Ontology annotation, biological process: signal transduction. Bases 1 to 654 code for a protein of 217 amino acids.